Molecule: messenger RNA, 3644 nt
Organism: Lingula anatina
Lineage: Eukaryota; Metazoa; Brachiopoda; Lingulata; Lingulida; Lingulidae
Product: protein-associating with the carboxyl-terminal domain of ezrin
Biological process (GO): protein phosphorylation
Molecular function (GO): ATP binding; protein kinase activity
Source: RefSeq, a predicted model, not a curated record
AACUAUAAAACAGCUCUGCAUACUGAAUGUAAAAAGAGCUGAGGGAGUGUUAACAAGGCGUUUUUAUAUGUAAAGGAAUCUGUUGGAAACGUAAUGAAAGUGAUAAGAUGACAGAAAACUAAUAUUCAAGUAAUGGGAAACGAAUCCAGCUCGUUAGAAGACUGUACUCUCCAGCCGGCGCUAGAUUUUGAAGCGUUGCGUGGUUGGUCUGUGUGUCCAGCACAGUGGAAAGAUGGCUCCAAGGUGACGGUGUUCUUCCACAAGAAACCCGAGCCGGAGAAGAGGGGGUUUGUGGAAAAUGCUGUCAAGCAACUGAAGACAAUACGUCAUCCCAGUGUGCUGCGCUUCUUCACUUCCUUCACCAGUCCUCAGGGUCUGCAUAUUGUCACAAAACCAGUCAGUCCUCUGCUGCUGGCUCUUGAGGCAGGAAAACUGUCUUCAGUGGAAAUAUCAGCAGGAAUCUACAAUAUUAUUGAAGCUUUGAGUUUUUUGCAUGAAAGGGUUGGUGUGUCCCACAAUAAUGUGAGUUUAGCUUCCAUUUUUGUGAGUGAAGAUGGGAGCUGGAAACUGGGAGGUCUGGACUAUGUCUGCAAACUCACAGAGGCUACAAUAGAGCAGCUACAGGCAUGCAAAACUUUUAGAAAUGAAGAGGCUAUUACUCCAGAGGAGAAGAAUGGGCAAGUGGUGACGGGGCUGCAGUAUGCUCAUGCAAGAGAUGCAUAUGCUUUUGGCAGACUGGCUGAAGCCUUGUUAGAGUACUUGGUGGACUUAGGUGAUUUAACAAAGACUUUUGAACUAAGAAUUCAAGAUGAGUUUCUGCACCAAGAUCCAAGGCAAAGACCACAUGUGAGCUCUUUGCUACAGGAUAGGUUGUUCAGGAACGAGUUCUUGGAAAUAAAAAUGUUCCUGAAAAAUAUAACACUAAAGUCUGAUGAGGAGAAAAAAGAAUUUUUCUGCACAGUGGUGGAGAAGCUGUUGUCUCUGCCAGCAGACCUCGUAGCCUCUAGGCUGGCAGAGCCGCUCUUGUCGCGCUUCGUGUUACUGGACACCAAUGCAGUGGAUCACGUGAUACCACAUGUCCUCACUCCAGGAGAAGAAGACACAGAUAUAAAUAAUAAAGUGCAAUCUAAGGAAACUCAUAAGGAAGAUAGGCCGGUGCCUAUCCUGCCUCGGAGACUGUAUCAGAAACAUGUCAUCCCUAUCUUAUACAGGAUUUUCCAUGUCAAAGAUGCACACAUCAGGCUUGUGAUUCUCACACAUUUCAGACACUUUGCUCAUUUAUUUGAUAAGGAAUCAUUACAGGAUGUGAUUCUGCCACAGUUGUUGCUUGGUUUGAGGGACACUAAUGACCAGAUAGUGUGUAAGUCUCUGGAGGCUCUUGCAGUGUUAGUGCCAGUAUUAGGAGGGGACGCUGUGAUAGGAAGGUCAAGGUCAAAGAUAUUUAUAGAAGGAAAACCCAGAGCCUUGAAGAUAGAGGAGACCAGCUCAGGGGAUCACAUUCCAGUCCCUAACACAGUCAGCAAAGUCUUAGACCUGACUAAGUCAACCACGGGGGAAGUGUGCAAUGGAGAUCUAAAGAGACACCCCAGUGAUGAGAGUGAGGACAGAAAACUACAGCUAUUAAAAGAAAGAGAGAAGAGGAAACAGGAGGCAAAGAGAAAAGCUGAAGAAAGGAGAAGAAAAAGGGAAAAUAAAAAGAUCCAGGCUGAAAAAGUUUCAGAAAGAACUAUAAAAAUGGACCAAGAUCUGACUACUGAACAGCAGACUUCCACAGCUGACAUUAACAUAUUAGAGGACAUCAAUAGAGAUUCUGAAAAAGAGGAAGGUGAUAAACCUUUAACAGGAAGCAUUAGUGCUGCCAAAGCACAGAAGGAGAAAGAGAUCCAUUCCAAUAUUGAAAGAAAUGAGUCUGAGGAAGAUGCUGCUCCGCUGUCUGAAAAUGAGGAAAAUUGGACAGAUUGGGAUGAGGAACAGGCCAUGGACGCUGCUAUUGAGAAAGAAAUCGAGGAAGAAAUGGAAAAUCUGGAGAGGAAGGACGCUGAGUUGAGGCUGUCCCCUGUGGAACCCAUACACAUAGACUGGUCUGGUGUAGAGGAGAAAGUGGAGGUCAGAUCUAUUAUCCCAAAGGAAGCCAAAAAGGGCAAACUGAAACUGAAAAGCCCAAGCAUGAAAGAGGAGGCAGAAAGUGGAAAAAGCUUCAAGUCACCAAGAUCUAAGUCACUGGAUUCUGGAAGUAAAGAGGAGGCUGAUGAUUUCAGUUGGAAUACUAGUGAUUGGGCAGAAACUCCUGCAAACCAGCCAUCUUCCUUGGCAUCUCCAAGGCAGCAACAGGGUCCCUCAAAUUCUUCCAGAAAAAACUCUACUACUGAGAAAGCAAAAGGAAGAGAAAGUGGUAGCACUGGUGGGCACAUGAUAAACACUGAGCAGCUAGGGGCAGAGUUUGAUGUUUUAGCUAUAGAGAUAAAAGCAACUCCAAAAGUGCAGGAAUUUGAUUUCUUUGCUGACAUGGCACCUGAUAUCUCUCCCUCAGCUUCUUUGCAUUUGGGAAGUAAGACCACUUCAGAGGCAGAUACGCUGGAUGACAAGAAGAAACAGGAGAUAACACCAAAACAGACUCCCAUUUCGUUUGCUGCAAUGGACAUUACUACAGACGUGACAGAGCCUGGGGGUUGGGAGGAUGAGGACCUAGAGUGGGGAGAGGAUGACAAGUGGUGACUGGGAGGACGAGGACCUAGAGUGGGGAGAGGAUGACAAGUGGUGACUGGGAGGAUGAGGACCUAGAGUGGGGAGAGGAUGACAAGUGGUGACUGGGAGGAUGAGGACCUAGAGUGGGGAGAGGAUGACAAGUGGUGACUGGGAGGAUGAGGACCUAGAGUGGGGAGAGGAUGGCAGGUGGUGACCACAGAGUAUACUGUCCUAGUCUCAGAUAAUUAUUGGUUUACUUGACCGUUAUGGUAAUAAUUGACCGUGGUAAAGGGAUAUGUUUUAUAUUAUAAUAGGAGCUGCAAUAUACAAAUAGCAUUAGUCUGGUGGAUUUUUGGUUCAUACAUAUUUGUUGCUGUUGUUGAAAUAUAAUCUUAUUGGAAAGAAUAUUUAAAGGUCAAGGGACACUGAUUUUAUCAUUAGCACUUUAAGGUAGAACAUUUUUGAACAGGCAUCAUAAUUCAAUUGUCAUAGUUAAAUAAUCAGAACUGGAAUUUCACUUGAGGAUGCAAGACACUGUUUAUCAGGGUGUCACUAGUUUGAUGGAUUGUGUGCAAAUUUUCUGUGAUUCAUUUAAUAUUUUGACAUUUUAGACCAGUACAUUAGUAUUUUCACCUAUGUCCAACAUAUCUGCAAAGUCACCAGUUUCAUAGUCGAAUUUUUGGAGAAAAGUUAUGGAAUGCCAGUCUGAACUCCUACUUGAUAAGACAUUUUCAGGUCACUGAAGUUUUAACCAAAGAACAUUGUAUGUCAGCAAUAUAACAGAACUGGUUCAGAAAUAUGGCAUAUGCUAGUCAGUAUUUGUACAUGUCAACAUUUUUGGUUGCUGGUAGUGUUCAGUAUAGUACAUGUUAUAUGGGCAGUACAUACUUUUUCUGACCCAAGUCUUUUCUGUUAUCUCUGACUGGAAAUAGAAGUUAACAGAAUAAUAAUAAUAAUAA